AUGCAUUAUAAUGUAAAAAUGAAAUUUAAAAAAUUUUUCCAAUUAAAAUUAUAUGUAAUCCAAUAUGCUUAUUUCAAAAAUUAUCUCAUUUUACUUGUCAAGUCGCAGAUAUCAGAGACAUUCAACAAAAAAAAUCGAGAAAAUUGCUACUUGACAUCCACCUUAGCUAUCGACGCUAAAGUUAUUAAAUGACCGUGUAUCUUAGGCUGUGGUCUAUGUUUCUAAAUUAGACAUUUAACAUUUAUUUCAGCAGGAUGUUGUUCAUCGGGCAUUGGUACUGUACAAGAGUGCUGUAAGAGGUAGGUUCAAAAUUUUUCUAACCAAGUGUCACAAAAGUUGAAUCAAUAAUUGCAAUUCUUGCCUAAAAACCGCUUCUCAACAGAGAAAAAUUUUUGUGUCGGUAUGUUAUAUUGGCCGAACGAUUCGUAUUAUUAGACUUUUUGAGUCGUUUUCCGAGUAAAUUUAUGUUUUUUCGCUCAUGACAAUCACGGGUUUCGUCUUUUCUUCUUCUGCACUGUACAACGCAAUAGGCAAAAACUUUGCGAGGUGCGAAUAUAAUAAUUAUUUCCACUGUACCGUUCAGGACAAGUUUUAUCUUGUCUUGGGCUCUGCACAUUGCAGGACAACAAAAUUCGAUAUAGGCGAAACUUACUUAGAACACCAUUAUAUGUGGCAAUCCUGACGUGUGUUCAACUUUCAAAGGAAAUUUUUGUCGCACUUGUUUUUUACUUCUCUUGUAAGACCUAUUCUUUUAGGUUAUAUCGCCUUUCAAGAGGCGAGAAUGCAUAAUUUAUCCCCUUCAGUAUGUAGAUUUUUGGUGUCUAGAAUCUACUGCACUGCCAGACCAUUAAAAGCGGAAUAUGUGGUUACUCCAGACAAUGUCGUUAACGUUACGACACCAAAUCUGCCAAGAUCUCGUCCGCAGACGCUGAAGUUGAUUGUCAGAGGUUCACGGGCGUCAGAAUGGAGUCAAAUGGCUCCUAGAGGAUUGAUUGGGGCGUAUUUGCAGGUAAAGCGCAUUGUAUUAUUUCUAUUACUUUAGUUAUCAAAACACCGGUUGACAAUGUUAAUCACUACGUCCGCCAUGAGUGGUGUAGUUAUGGCCCCAGUGCCAUUAGACUGGAGGACGCUUGGCUAUUGCGCAUUGGGAACGACAUUGAUGUCGGCUUCAGCGAAUGCAUUCAAUCAUUUAUUGGAGGCCCCCUAUGACGCACAGAUGAAACGGACACAGUCCAGAGUAUUGGUUACUCACAGGUUCUCUCCAUUACAUGCUUUUACGUUUGCUGGAGUCACAUCUGUGGCUGGUGCGACAGCAUUGUGGUUAGGUAUGUGCUCUUCAAAAAAAGUUAUUGUGUAGGAUGUAAUCCUUUGGCAGCCGGACUUGGCCUUCUAAAUGUAUUCCUUUACGCUGGUGUAUAUACUCCCAUGAAGAGGUAUCAUAUUGGAUGUACAUGGGCGGGGGCUGUUGUUGGAGCGAUCCCUCCGCUGAUGGGAUAUGCGGCCAUGACUGGAGGAUUGGAUGCAGGUGCUCUCGUUUUGGCCGCCAUUCAUUACUCAUGGCAAUUUCCUCACUUUAAUGGGCUUAGCUGGAAUUUGCGAGGAGAUUAUAGUAGAGCUGGAUACAGAGUCAUGUGUGUUACAGAUGAAGAUUUGUGUCGAAAAACGACGAUGCGGUAAGAGGAAGGGUGAAGUUAGAUGCAAAAUAAUAUUUUCAGGCAUGCCGUAGGAUUGUUGGGCCUGUGUUCGGUGGCAGCGCCAUGUUUUGACCUCACUCCGGUAAACUUUGCCCUGGAGUCAAUCCCUCUGAAUGCCAUCUUGAUCUACCUUUCAUACAAAUUUUACAAAUCUCCGGAUUCGAAGAACAGUCGGACAUUGUUCAGAUACUCAUUGCUGUAUCUUCCCUUGAUCAUGGUUUUGAUGGGAAUCAGUCAGAAGGGAAGAAGUGAUUCCCAGAGAGGUCCUGAUGUCGCUCAACUGCCCGGGCAUUCAAUUUUAAAGCAAUAG
Messenger RNA from Bursaphelenchus xylophilus (pine wood nematode), 2004 nucleotides. The record is from the annotation of a GenBank genome assembly. Lineage: Eukaryota; Metazoa; Nematoda; Chromadorea; Rhabditida; Aphelenchoididae.